Molecule: messenger RNA, 1065 nt
Organism: Miscanthus lutarioriparius
Lineage: Eukaryota; Viridiplantae; Streptophyta; Magnoliopsida; Poales; Poaceae
Source: the annotation of a GenBank genome assembly
AUGCCGCAGCACGUCCAUGAUGAGGCUAGGCACAUCAUCAGUAGCUUGGUUCCCAUGGUGAUGUCCUACUUCAACCCCUAUGAGCAGAUCACCAUCUCCGAGUACGGUGAAGAGCGGUUCGAAUGGAACAAAAUGUUCUUCGCCGUUUCCACCUACCUGAGAAUGGUGUGCUUGGAUCAUGCAAGCAAGCUCAAGGCCGAGCUCGGCAACAACAGCAAGGACGACCCGCUUAUCAGUCUGGACAAGAACCAAGAGGUCGUCGACAAUUUCGACGGAGCCCGCAUGUGGUGGAGGCUGUGCCCCAAAUCCGCCAAGAACAGGGGGCCCACCGUCAUCAGCUUGUUGCCCGGGAUUCGGACGAUGAGCCUCGGUGCUACAGGCUGCAAGAAGAUCGAGAUCAUGGAGGAUCUCACGGCAUUCCGUGAGGCGAAGGAGUACCACUCCAAGGUCGGCAAGGCGUGGAAGCGGGGAUACCUCCUGCAUGGACCGCCGGGCACAGGCAAGUCCACCAUGAUCGGGGCUAUGGCCAACUUCCUCGAGUAUGAUGUCUACGACCUCGACCUAACAUCCAUCAAGGACAACGCCGAGCUGCGGAAGCUCUUCCUUGAUACGACGGACAGAUCCAUCAUCGUUAUCGAGGACAUCGACGCGAUUGAGGUCGAACUCACCACCAAGCGCAAGGGCAAGGAGGCAGCCAAAGAGAAUGACGACAACCACCUGGUGAUAGAGCUGUCCGAGAAGAAUAACAAAGGCAAAGUGAUGCUGUCGGAGCUGCUCAGCUUUGUCAACGGGCUGUGGUCAGCCUGCGGCAGCGAGCGGAUCUUCGUGUUCACCACGAACCACGUUGACCGGCUCGACCCGGCGCUGAUCCGGCGGGGUAGGAUGGACAGGCACAUUGAGAUGUCCUACUGCCGGUUCGAGGCCUUCAAGAUGCUCACUAAAAGCUAUCUAGACAUCACUGAGCAUUCACUAUUCGGUGAAAUCGGGCAACUGCUCGAUGAGAUCGACACAACUCGGCAGGCGUGGCAGAUAACCUCAUGCCGCUGGCGGCAAGAGGAACGGUGA